This is a messenger RNA of Pogona vitticeps (central bearded dragon), 1552 nucleotides long. RefSeq names its product EEF1A lysine methyltransferase 4 (gene EEF1AKMT4). Lineage: Eukaryota; Metazoa; Chordata; Lepidosauria; Squamata; Agamidae. The record is from RefSeq and is a predicted model, not a curated record.
UGACCACCGGAAGUUCCACGUGUUUUUUUCCCCCGAUGAAGACACGUGGGUGGCCUUUCGAUUCGGCGGGGGUCUCUUCGCUCUUCCUGUCCUCCCGCUUUCCUUCCUUCUCCCCCCACCCUCCCCAAUGCCCCUUCCGGAUCGCUCCGCUCUGUGGUCGGUUCCAAGGGGGGAGAAUAAGCAUGGAAAAGCCCCGGCAAAGGCAGCGGCCCGAGUCUAACGCUCAGUACCGGGACCGAGGUUUCUGGGAGUCGCGCUAUCGGGUGGAAGGGGCCGAACCGGCGGAGUGGUUCGGGGGCUUGGAAUGCUUUCGAGAGCAGCUGGAGGCGGAGCUGAAGCCAGGCGACCGGAUCCUCGUGCUGGGCUGUGGAAACAGUGCUCUGAGUUACGACCUGUUCCGACUUGGAUAUACAGACAUCACCAACAUAGACUAUUCAGAAGCGUGCAUCGUAAGCAUGAGAGACCACUAUGCCCAUUGCCCAGGCUUGCAGUGGGCAGUAAUGGAUGCCCGGGCUUUGACCUUUGUGGAUGGGACCUUUGAUGUAGUCUUGGAAAAGGGAACUCUUGAUUCCAUGAUGGUAGAAGAAGGGGAUCCGUGGAAUGUCUCCCAUGAGGCCAGAAUGCUGCUAGACCAGGUGUUAACUGAGGUGAGCAGAGUCUUGCGUCCUGGCGGGCGCUUCAUCUCCAUCACCUUUGCCCAGCCCCACUUCCGCAAGCGCCAUUACGCCCAGCCCGCCUACGGUUGGUCCGUUCGGUACAAGACGUACGGCAGUGGCUUCCACUACUUCCUCUACAUCAUGCUGAAGGGUGACACGCUGUCCCCAUCUGACCUCUUGAUGGGGCAGAGCCUCCAUCCGCGCCCUGGUGUCUCACCUCCUCCCUGCCUGGCUUACCUGCAGGACUCGGACAAUGAAGACUACCUUUCGGUCAUAGAGCUGUGAGCCUCCGAGAAGGCAAACACGAGGGGAGGGGAGCGGUCUGGGCAGAACUGGGCUCCUGUGACCAGAAUGUGCCACCUUGUGCCAAUCUAGAUGCAGCUUGGCUGCCUGUGCCAAAAUAUCUCCAGGUCACUCUGGGUGAUUCCUGCAUAUUUCAUCAUCGUUUCUUGUUCAAACUCGGAUGCCUUCCCUCUCUGCAGUUGUCAGCAGGAGCCAAUUCCCUGUGGGGCCUGGAAGACAGGGACGGAUUCUGUGGCCGGCUGUGUUGCAGAAAAGAUCGCUCUCCCGUCUCCCCACUGUGCCCUUCUCUCUUUGCAUCUCAGAACCAGCAAGCAGUUCGUGGAAAGAGAGAGAGAGAGAGAAGAGCGAUCAGGACGGGCUUUUCCUCUUCUCGGUGUGCCAUGAUUUUGUUAUCUCUUCGCCCCCACCCUCCAGCGAUUUGUGCUGAAAUGGUGCUUUGAAAAGGGGGCUGCAGUUUCGCAGCGAGCCUUGGGCAUGGCGCUCUCUGAAAAGGAAGCGCUGAGAGUUUGCAGCUGUCGUUUUCUGCCGUGUUUGGAGGAGACGUUUGCUCCAGUGAUUUUUUAAUAAAUGGCAGCUGGACCUACCGAACAUGG